AUGCAGAACAUGCAGAACAUGCCGCCAGGCUUCAACCAGAACUUCACGCCAACACCUUCACCUGCGCGUCCUUCGCCGAACCCCAAUGCUAUGACAGGAAUGAUGCAGCAGCAGCAACAGCAACAGCAGCAGCAGCAGCAGCAGCAGCAACAACAACAACAACAGCAGCAGCAGCAGCAGCAGCAGCAGCAGCAGAUGGGCGGCCAGAUGCCGCAACAGAUGGGACAGAUACCGAAUCAGAUGUUUCCCCCGAAUUUGCAAGGACGCAAUUCCAUGGAACAACAAAAAAUGGCUGCGUAUCAAGCUAGACUACAACAACAACUCCAAGCGCAGGGGAAUAUGCAGAACAUGCACCCUGGUAUGCAGCAGAACAUGCAAAUGGCAGCCCAAAUGCAGGCUCAAAACCUGUCUCAGGGAAGAGGCAUGGUGACGAAGCAACCGAUGCAGCCCAUGCCUAAUGGACAGAUGCCGCAAGGGGGCACACGGCCUCAAUCACGACAGCCCAUGGGUCAGGAUCAGUUCAUGAAGAGCUUAUCCAAGUUCAUGCAUUCAAAAGGCUUACCUCUGGAGACAAAUGUCGUCAUUGGCAACCGGCCGGUUAACUUAAUGCACCUUUUCCAGGCUGUUCAGAGUAAGGGUGGUUAUAAGUCCACCACUGCCUCCAACCAAUGGCCUCAUGUAUCCAACGCAAUCGGAUUCCAUCCCGUCCAGAUACCGCAAGCGCCGUCCAUGCUCAAAGAUAUGUACGAAAGGAAUAUCUUACGGUUCGAGGAAUUCUGGACUGCUCAGCAGAACCAGCAGCGGAUGAUGCAGCAGCAGCAACAGGGUAGACAAACCCAACCCGUCCCUAGCGGCCAACCACAACCCUCGCCCGCGAAGCAAAUGUCGCCGCAAGCUCAGGCUUCUCAAGGCAUGAUGCAGGCUGGACAGCCGCAAGCUCCGCAGGCUCCGCAGCAGCCAGUAGCUCAGCUUCACCAGCAGCAGCAUCAGCAACCGAACACCCAGUCGCAACAUCAACAGCAACAUGUGCAGCAACACCAACAGCAGCCGCAAAUUUCACAAUCACCAUUGCCGCAACAGCAGCAGCCGCAGCAACAUACUCCGCAACCACAGCAGCAACCGCAACAGCCAAAGCCACCCCACAUAGGCUCCAUGUCAGGUCAGGCGCAGCUCAAGCAACCAACUUUCGUCGGCCCACAGGGCAUGAACGGGAGCACUGCACACCAAGGCCAGGCACAGUUAGGCCUUGCAACCAGCACGCCGGGACAACAUCGGAAUAGCCUCCCGAGAGGCAUUGAGCCGGUCUUGGGCGUAGGCCAAUUGAAUGCACCUGGGCCGUUCCCAGCUGCAACGCCUGCGCAUGCCGACCAGACCCCACCUCUCCCUACACAGUCCGACGCACUUGCUGGACCCUCACGCUCUUCUGGCAAGACGAACUUGCCAAAGCUUGUUCGUCUUGCGGCAGCUUCAGAUGCAUACCCCGGUGAUGUUCGGCUCCCUCAGCCUGAUGCAUUUGGAGGCUUCAAGCUGGCCCAAGUCGAUAUAAAAGGCAUGGUGAUUGAACAGCUCAAGCCUGAUGUUCCAAGUGUAUGGGAGCUGGGCCUGGUCGAUCUCCAAGCCUUGACGCGCAGUAUCGAGUCGGGAAUUCAUGGUGAAGUGCGCAUGGCGCUCGACACGCUUGCUACUGUUACACAAACUCCACCAAAAGACUCAAAAGACCCCCUCUUCAUUCAGUUGAAGUCGUGUGAGGAGCUUGUUGAAGCACUUGUUGAAUGCGCUGAGGAGCAGCUGGAGCAACUUGCAGAGAACACAGUCGAAGUAUCUGACGACAUACAACUCGCGGCAUACGAAGACCUUGCGCGAGCCUGUUGGGUUGAUCGACUAAACGUUCGCAAACUUCCCGAAUUCGCCACCCCGGAGUAUGAGCUCGACAGAGCCGUAGACCGCUUGACGUGUAUUUUCACAAUCCUACGGAAUCUCUCAUUCGAACCAGAAGCUGAGCCUACACGUACGUCCCCACAACUGCCGUUUGGUCCGCACCAUAAUCAUCAAGUCUUGGCAGACGAGUCUGUCAUUAAACUCGUCUGUGAUAUGAUACGCUAUCUCGGCACUCGGAAUAUGCUGCUCCGGACGCAUGCCAACACGUUGGAAUUCAUGAAGGACGCAAUUACUCUGUUAUCCAACAUUGCAGGUGCAGUGGAAAUCCCAGGGCGCGAGCAAGCGCUCUGCUUGCUGCAUUUCUUGCUUGCUUUCGCACCUGGACCGGGGCCAUCAAUCCGUGACGAUCGACUGUAUUUCCCCCCUUUCGAACCUGCGCUCCAACCAUAUCUCUUCCACGCCGUCGACGCUCUAGCCAAGUUCCUCGCCCGCGAUGAGCCUAAUCGGACAUUUUAUAAGACUAUAUUCGCUCUGGACGCUGGAAGUACGACACCCUAUGAGCUUUUAACCAAGACGUUCGCUCUGGCGAUCUCAGUGGUUCCUAUCCAAUUAUCCGAGGGUCAAUUGAACCGGGCGGUUAUGUCGCCUAAGCUGCGCAUUGCUAUCGAGAAUCGCGCGCCAUUGCUCAUGCAGGGACUGUUGGCUGCAGGGAUCCUAGCAUCUCUGGCACCAAGCUACGAGAGCGGUGUCGCCAGAGCCUGGCUAUCCAACGGGGAUGGUUUUGCAGAGGCGUUAUACUUCCUUGUCCAAGUUCUCAGUCACCAGUACGAACAGUCCGGUGCCGGCCGUGACCAGGACUUUCCCUACAUAGUGGCACUUAGCGUGUCUCUCUUGCGAAAACUGGGGGAACGCGCCUUCGACCCAACCGAUCCUUCAGCACUCCCAGCCAACGCUCUGCCCUCGGCCGAAAGCGUUUUCGGCAUCAUGUCAAUGAAGUCAUCGGAAUGGGCACGGGACGGGAUUAUCCGGGACUUGACGGCGUAUGCCGACCUGCAUCGAUAAGCCGAGGUGUUGUGGCCAAUUAGUGCCUCCUACAUGGCGCAGCCAUGGGCACAUAUGGGGUUUGCGAAGGCUGACAGCGAAGUAGAGUUGGGGAAGAAGAAAAAAAGGCGCGGAUGUACAUCAAUUGUGGUGCGAAUUAUACUUGGCUGACCCAGGUUGUAUCUUGUAUCUCUUGUUGUAAGUUGUUAAAGCGAGUUGUAGGACGACGGCGCAAUGGGUUGUGCACAGGCUCUUUUCUACAGCAUAACCAUCAAAGGCCAGGCUUCGAUAGAACAUACCCUUAAAGUGUUUCAUGUCAUCUACCAUCACAUCACAUGC
This is a messenger RNA of Verticillium dahliae VdLs.17, 3258 nucleotides long. RefSeq lists its product as uncharacterized. Gene Ontology annotation, molecular function: transcription cis-regulatory region binding. Gene Ontology annotation, biological process: regulation of transcription by RNA polymerase II. Gene Ontology annotation, cellular component: SWI/SNF complex; nucleus. The transcript has a single exon. The record is from RefSeq and is a predicted model, not a curated record. NCBI's taxonomy places the organism in Eukaryota, Fungi, Ascomycota, Sordariomycetes, Glomerellales, Plectosphaerellaceae. The coding region runs from base 1 to 2940 and encodes 979 amino acids.